Trichomonas vaginalis G3 is the source of this 528-nucleotide messenger RNA. RefSeq lists its product as uncharacterized. NCBI's taxonomy places the organism in Eukaryota, Parabasalia, Trichomonadida, Trichomonadidae. The transcript has a single exon. The record is from RefSeq and is a predicted model, not a curated record. The annotation marks the transcript as partial.
ACAACUCUUCAAGCUUUUCAAGAAAAAAUAAACGACAUCUAUAUCGAAUAUGCAAACCAGUAUAACAUUGACGAGGGAGAGUACCAUCUCGAUAUUAUUUAUGACAGGAAAAAUGCAACUGUUAAAAUCAAUAGAAUAGAAGACCUUGGAGAAAACGUUUAUAUUUCUACAAAAUAUAACAACUUGGCAUGGUAUAGAUUUAUGAGGAUGUUAAAUCAGCCUGCAGAAUAUCCAGUACACCCGGACUUUUAUGAAGUCGAAAACCCUAAUGGAACAUAUGAAAAUGUUUUCGACUCAGAUGCUAUUAUAGUUCAUGCUUCAUUUUCUGGUGCACAAAACUCUUUUUUAUGCUUGGCAAAUGACUUUUACGAAAAACCUACAAAGCUAUAUGAACCACCAAGUGGAAGUAUUUCAGACUUUCAAGUAUGGUUUACAACAGAUGGAAGAAAGAGAAUAAUUCCAUUAUACCAUGCGUUUUACUUAGAACUUAGUUUCAUAUACAACUACUAUCGAACGGUAAAAAUAUAA